Molecule: messenger RNA, 3177 nt
Organism: Plutella xylostella (diamondback moth)
Lineage: Eukaryota; Metazoa; Arthropoda; Insecta; Lepidoptera; Plutellidae
Gene: sca
Product: scabrous
Source: RefSeq, a predicted model, not a curated record
CGGGCAGGAUCCCGCCACAUUCGCUCAGUGGCCGCGCGGCGAACUCGACAUCUCUCCAGCCAAAACUUGCCCAGCGAAAUGUCCGCGAUGUGUGCUACGCAAUGGUUCAUCCUAUUCUCGGUUCUCGCCGCCGCGGCUUCGGCUAAAAGUUUGAUCACGGACUCUGACAUAAUUGACAAUGACAUGAAGACCCUGGCAGUGCAGCUGGACGAGCUGAAGGCUUCCCACAACGAGGACAUAGCCAGGCUCCGGAGAGAACUAGAGGAGCUAAAGCACCCCCAGUUCUCUUCGGCCGAGACCAGCCACCACAACGAGCAGGCCACGCUGCAGUGGUGCCGCAGCGCCCUCCACGAGCUCCGGUCCGACCUGACCGAGCUGGCCGAGUCCGUCUCCAACUCCGUGCUGCUGAAGCAGAUGCAUGUCAUGAGGAAUGAGAUCAAGCAAAUGAAGACGGACGCAGCUGACCUGACGCAGUUGGCCCGGACCCAGGAGGCGCGCGUGGACAAGCUUGAGGCCGACGUGGGCCGGCUCAAGUACGAGGGUCAAACCCUGAGGGCCAACAGCGCUGAACUCCGCGCCUUGAUCUCCAAGCUUAGCAAGGAGCUGAAGAAGCGAGCUGAGUACGAGGAGCCAGGGGUGUACAACGACGUGGUGAUGGAAGACGGGGCCCGCAUGGUGCAGAUGAAGCCUCCCAACGGACACAAGUACCGCCACAGCAAGAUGGUGCACACCCAGAUCGCCCGUCUCGCUCGCACCCAGGACCAGCUAGACCUCUACCAGCAGAACCUUCAAACCCAGAUCCUGGACGUCCAGAAACGUUUGGAUCGGCUCGGCGAACCCAACUGGGACCUUGUCACCGCCAAAGUGGAAUUUCUGGAGCUAGAGGGGAAAGUGAUAAGGGAGCAGAUAGCCAACGUGUCGAGGGACGUAUCUGACCUGACCAAGGUGCAUUCGUCGAUCCUGGAGCUUCGCGAGGAUAUAGAGAAUGUGGAGAACAAGGCGGACAAGACCAUACCGGAGUUCCGCAAGGAGAUCUCAAAGCUCGAUGUCGGCGUGGCUCAGUUGCACGCCCAAGUGUCCUACAUGAAGGAGGACCAGGAGAACCUGCGGCAGUCGGUCAAGGCCAUCGCCGUGAGUGUCAGCAAUACCAUCGACCGCGCCGAGAUGGACCGCCUGGAUAUGCAGCGCAUCAACGAGUCCAUCACGCAGCUGAAGAGCCACUCCAAGCAGCACUUCUACCGGCUUAAUGACCACAUUUUGAAGAGCGAGGCCAACUCCGCCCCCGCCCCGCUGGCCGCCAACGACACUCAGAUCAUCACCCUGCCGGAGCUGAUGGGCGAGGUGAAGGAGCUGCAACCCGUGGAGCGCGAGUACGAGGACCUGGUGAGCCAGCUGCCCCGCGACUGCGGCACCGUGGGCGGCGCGGCCGGCGUCUACCUCAUCCACCCCGGACGCGUGCCGCUCGACGCCUGGUGCAGCAACGGAACCACCCUCCUCCAGCGACGCUACAACGGAUCCAUCGAGUUCAACCGCAACUUCCAGGCUUACGCGGACGGCUUCGGAGACCCCGCCGGAGAGUACUGGAUUGGCCUCGAGACCAUGCACCAGCUCACCGCCGACAACUGCUCCUCCAUGCGCAUCGACAUGACCGACAUCUACGGCGGCGCCUGGUACGCUCAAUACGAACACUUCAGCGUUGGUGAUGCGGAUGGCGGCUACGUACUGACUGUGAGCGGCUUCAAGGGCAACGCGAGCGACGCCUUCGACUACCAGAACCACAUGGAGUUCUCCGCCGUGGACCGCGACCGGGACAUCAGCAACACGCACUGCGCCGGCAACUACGAGGGCGGGUGGUGGUACUCGCACUGCCAGCACGUCAACAUCAACGGCAAGUACUCCCUGGGACUGACCUGGUUCGACGCCGCCCGCAACGAGUGGAUCGCCGUGGCCACCAGCGACAUGCGCCUGCGCCGCCGCCCCGGAUGCGCCUAGACUCACCCGCUCUACCCACGACCAACGCAACGUCAUUAUUACCCAUACCAAAGAUACACACUAGUGCGUGGCUAAAUGUUAUGCUUCUAUACGCCGAUAUUUAUGUCUCUUUUGGCGACUCACUGUACCUAUUCGUUAGAGUGAUCGGCUGUUUGUAGAGAGCCUGAUCCUCGUCAAUGUAUACUUAGAUAAUUCAGUAGCGAUACAGAAGUUAUUAUUAUGGAUAUUCUUAGCGUUUCAUGUUUAAAGGUAGUUUUAUUUAAUGAUUUUUGUAUAAAUAUGUUGGCGGACUUAUAUCGCAUUAAAUACUAUUUUAAGUCAUGGAAGUUAAUUAAUUACAAGUCAUAUAAUAUUAUUUCACUGUGUGCAUUUAAUGCAAUUAUUUUAUAGUUAAAAUGAUUAUCACUUAAGUACCUUUAUCACAUUCCAAUUAUAUUAUUAAUUAGUACAUAGUGUACUUUACAUAAUCAUGUUAGUUAUUGGAAAUCUGAUAAAACAUUUGAAUUAUUUAGUUGGUAUCAUUUUGUUUGGUGGAAAGAAAUGGUAUUGCCCAUGCGGCGGAGUAUAGAGUAAUUUCUUGAAUGUAGAAAGAAGAAAGACUGUUUAAUUUAAUUUUUAACUAUAAAACCUACUUACAUAAACAUGUUGACUGAACAUAAUUUUGACCGAUAAGUAUUAUUGAUAAUUUUCUCUCGUUUAUUGUCAUAAUUGAUUUUCUUGGGAAAAUCUUAUUUUUGACUUGAUUUCAUAUCUUAUUUUAAUUUUAAAAGUACUUAUUUUUAAUUGCAUUCAAUUUUGUUUGCUGAUUUGAUUUAUAAAGUUCAGGAACUAUUUUAUUUUACUUAUAAUUUCUAUGUUAUUUCUGUAUUUAUUACUGUAGUUAAAUUACAUACAUAUACUUAGGAUUAAGCAAGUAUAACUAUUCAUUAAAUAUUUAUCUAAUUAGUAUCGUAGUAGGAAUAUACGACAUAUCUUACCUAACUAUAGAUGUUUUCCGUAAAAGGAACUAAUAGUAUCAUAUUUAACUUACACAGAAAUGAAAUAAAAAAUACAAAAAAAAUGUUUGUGUCACCGAUUACCGUAACUCAAUAUCACUAUAUUCACAUAUUACUGUUUCGUAGAAUGUUUAAUCAACGUAAUUUACCAAUGGAAUUUACCAAAUAAAUCAACUACUCACAUAUGCAA